UUCCGUAGCCUGCAGCAGGCGUGCUCGCUGUUUGCAGCAGUGCCCAGCCUCUCUCUGCGAAAUAAUGCUUUUUGUAUUCCCGCAUGCCGUUUGUUUUCUUUUAUAAAAUGUCAAGUGCAGACAAGUCAUAAUAUUAACCGUCAUGGUCUAUCGUCGAUACAGUAGGUUGACCUAGCUCAUACGAUCCUCAUCAUCAAACGGUGGGUACUCGGCUCUGGCGUCAUGCAUGCACUACCACAGCCGGGGAACCAACGUUAUAUCAAGGUAUAAACAGGAUGAGGCCUAUUUGUUAGACCCCGACCAACCCACCUCCGCUCAACGAGAAUAUCAUCGUGAUGGCCGAUGAUGAUGAUCAACAACAACCUGGUCAGCUGAAGCCCAACUCGGGAUUGGGCUCUCUUCCAACGUUAGUACCAGGACUACAGGGCCCCGAGGCCAAUGCGUUGCAGUACAAAAUAAAGAAUUCAAUUUGCAAAUCUGUACAAUCAAAAGUGGACAACAUAUUGCAAGAUGUUGAGAAGUUUACAGACAUCGAGAAACUCUACCUCUACCUUAAGUUGCCUUCUGGUCCCAACAAUGGCAUUGAUAAAAGGACUGAGAAUCAGAGAGCCUCCACUCCUGGACUAUGUGACCAGAGUGGCAUGUCGUCCAGCCGAACACAGCAGAUGUACGCUUUCAACUGGAUCCGCAAUCACCUAGAGGAGCACCCUGAGACAUCACUGCCAAAGCAAGAGGUGUACGACGAAUACAAGAGCUACUGUGACAGUCUUGCCUACCACCCACUGAGUGCUGCAGACUUUGGAAAGAUCAUGAAGAACGUCUUUCCCAACAUGAAGGCUCGCCGCCUGGGCAUGAGAGGCAAAUCUAAAUACUGUUAUAGUGGACUGAGGAAGAAAGCUUUUGUUCACAUGCCUUCUCUGCCCAACUUGGACUUACAAAAAUCAGAUGACGGGUGUGAGUUAAUGGAGCCGUCGACGGGCCAGUCUCCCAGUGCGGAGGAUGAGAUGCGCUCAGCGGCCUGUGGCUUGGUGUGUGAGUGGGCUCAGAAGGUCCUCAGCAGACAGUUUGAUGCCGUGGAGGACCUGGCUCGCUUCCUGCUCAACAGUCACUACAUAGGAACCAAGUCCAUGGCUGCCCUCACCGUCAUGACUGGGGCUCCCACAGGUCUAAAGACGCCCACGCCAACCUCUGCGUUCGUGCCCACGUCCGAGGCCUCGUCCUUCCAGCCGCAGGUGAAGACGCUGGCCUCUCCCUCGGUAGACGCCAAGCAGCAGCUCCAGAGGAAGAUCCAGAAGAAACAGCAGGAGCAGAAGCUCCAGUCCCCUCUGCCUGGAGAGGCCCAGGGACAGAACCAGGCCAGGAGGGCCGAGGCCAGCACCCCAGGGCCAGCUAUCCCCUGUGGAAGUCCUGCUCUGCUCUCACCACAACCUACCAUUGGUAUAGUGGUGGCAGCCGUCCCCAGCCCCAUCACGGUCCAGAGGAGCAGACAGCUGAUGACUUCCCCUAGCCCAGUGGGAUCCGCCGAGGGGAAGGUCCUGCCAACGGUCAACUUCCAGGUGGUCACUCACACCCAGUCUCUGACCCACAGGCAGUCCCCAAAGACUCCCCAAAACAUCUCAGCCAGCCCCGUUGGCGACCGCCUGGCCAGGCACAGGUACCCCCAGAUCCUCCCCAAGCCCUCAGCCACAGGGGCCAUCACCCUGCGUUCGCCCCCCACCCUGCUCAUCACAAACAGCCCCAUGAAGACCCACCACGUUGUCAAGAUGACCGCCAUCUCCCUGGCCCCUAGCAACACUCUCAGUACCAGCAGUAACAGUAUGGUCCUCAGGCCAGCCUCGGCCGGGGUGGGAACCACCACCACCACCACCACCACCUUUACCACCAUCGCUGCCCUAGAGGAGGUCCAGCAACAGGGACAGAGCCAGGGAGGCCCCCCAGCCCCAGCCACCCCCCAGUCCCCUGCAGCAUGGCCUGGCGCCCCACCCUCCACCCCUAUUCCCACAGUGGUCCCUGAGGCCAUCAUCACUGAUAAUAACCCGGGCUGUAACUCUGAUAAACGGAGCACCAUAAAGCAGUCCCCCUGUGGGGCCAAAGGUCCAGAGAGAGCCACCAAGUACCGGGCGGCCAGCGAACCCUCGCUUAUGGUCAAAUGCUCACCAGGACCUGACAGAGUGACCGCUAGGACCAAAAGCGUCUCAUUCUCCUCCACCUCUCCUCCAGCUGCUGCCACCAAUGCAGCGAUCAAGUGGGCGGGGCCUCAGCAGGACAGCAAUAAGAGCAUCAUCGCCACCACCUGUCAUCAAGAAAGUCCUUUGUACCUGACCGUUGCUCCCUCGGCCAAUCAAAAUACUCCUAACGUCAGCGGAAUGUCCUCCUCGUCCAAUGGCUCGUCGGCUGUUACCUUAUUGUCCCCUAAAGACUCCUCGAUCGGGGUCAAGAGCCCCAGGAAGCGGGCCGGCCCCGGGCUGGAUUCCUCCCACAUCAUCCCUGUGAAACGCGUCUUCAUCUCCCAGCAGCCUUUGAGUGUGACCUUUGACCCCAAACCAUGGGUUCCAGCUAGACCUGGCACUCCUGCCAGACCUGAGAGUGCCCCCUGUCGAGUGACGGUGAAACAACACCUAGUGCCCACGAAGAUCCUGGCGCUGUCCGACUCACCUGUCGCGAACGCAGAGAUCUCCUCCCUCUCUUCCUCGCAGGCUGUCGUCAGUGUGAAGCCACAGAUCUCCUCGUUGCUGGUAGUGAAACGUGAAGACCUGUCCUCUCGAGGACUAACACUAAGCACUGUCAGCAGUUACACCAGCAGCACUGCAGCCCCUGAUAGCACCACCACCACAGUGUCUGAGCAGCAGCAACACUCUCAGGCCUCUGUCUCUGUGAUGGCGGUAGGAGCACAGCAUCAAUCUGAGGCCUCUGUUUCUGCGAUGGCGGUAGGAGCACAGCAUCAAUCUGAGGCCUCUGUUUCUGCGAUGGCGGUAGGAGCACAGCAUCAAUCUGAGGCCUCUGUUUCUGCGAUGGCGGUAGGAGCACAGCAUCAAUCUGAGGCCUCUGUUUCUGCGAUGGCGGUAGGAGCACAGCAUCAAUCUGAGGCCUCUGUUUCUGCGAUGGCGGUAGGAGCACAGCAUCAAUCUGAGGCCUCUGUCUCUGCGAUGGCGGUAGGAGCACAGCAUCAAUCUGAGGCCUCUGUUUCUGCGAUGGCGGUAGGAGCACAGCAUCAAUCUGAGGCCUCUGUUUCUGCGAUGGCGGUAGGAGCACAGCAACACUUUGAGGCCUCUGUCUCUGCGAUGGCGGUAGGAGCACAGCAACAAUCUGAGGCCUCUGUCUCUGCGAUGGCAGUAGGAGCACAGCAACAAUCUGAGGCCUCUGUUUCUGUGAUGGGGGAUAUAAAGAGCACAAUGUGGGAGGAGUCAGCUGCGGGGCACCCGGAAGAGCUGCAGAAACAGACCUUCAGUCAGAAUAUACCAGCAGACCACACCAAGCAGCAGGCCCUGGGCUCCACCAUGAACCAACACCAACUCCCAAACAUCAUGUCCCAGACCUCAGACUCCUCUGAUCAGUUAUCUGGCCUUCACCAGGAGAUAGUGGACUUUGCCUCCUCAGCCUCCCAGCACGGCUCCACCAUGGACUACUUCUCCUUUAACGAUGACGAUAUGACCCAGGACAGCAUAGUGGAGGAACUGGUUCAGAUGGAAGAACAGAUGAAGCUGAAGGGCCUCCAGCCGUUGUUCAGUAGCUGUGUGGAUAAUAUCUCUCUCCAGGGCCAGCCUGGGGGCCCCCAGGGGUCCAUCCUCAACACUCACCACCAGGGGGAUAGUUCCUCUUUCUACCAGUCUGCCCAUAGCAGCACAACCCCCAUCCAGACUCCCACCCCGACUCCCACCCCGACUCCAACCCCGACCCCCACGGAGAUGACUCUCGGUGGGCACGGGCUGACCAGAGAGAGCCCCUGUUGCCAUCACAGCAUGGCCCCUAUCACGCCCGUGGAGGGGCCUCUAGGAGGCCGACACACCCCUAUAAGCGCUCUGUCUAACUGUUCUAGCGGCAUUCCGCCCAGCCCUGUGGAGUGCAGGAACCCGUUUGCCUUCACCCCUAUCAACUCCAGCAUGGCAGGGGGUUACCACGAUGCCUCCGUGGUGUCUGUCUCCUCCAGUCCCAUCAAACCCAUGCAGAGACCCAUGGCCACGCACCCUGAUAAGGCUAAACUGGAGUGGAUCAACAACCGCUACAACAGUAGUGGUACUGAAGCUACUGGAGGAGUCGGAGCAGGGCCAGGGUCUGGGUUAUCCAUCUCUAACCACAGCCUUGGUGGACUCCUGCCUAGUUACCAGGAUCUAGUGGAUGACCAUUUCCGUAAGCCGCACGCCUUCGCUGUUCCGGGGCACAGUGGCCAGUCUUUCCAGUCUCAGUCCAGACUGCAGGAUGGCGAACACUUCUCUCCCAUCUCCCCGGUGCAACAGCAGAUGACCAGCGUGUCGACCACGCCCACCAACACUCCAACCAAACAGGAUGAGAGAUUUGCUGUGCCCGCCCCUUUAGACAACAAGGGCGGCGCCUCAUCGUCGGGGGGCGGGACGUUCCGUUGCCGUAGCGUCAGCCCCGCCGUCCGCCAGAGGACCUUCAGCGGCACCGGCACAACACCCGGCACUAGCACAACCACUCAAUUGGUCGUCUCCCCUUUCAGCUCCCCCAUGACCUCCUCCGAGAUACUCAGCUUCCUGUCCAACAGCCAAUCGGUGGGCAGUAACCUCCACAGCAUGGCCCAGCGCAGCCAAUCGGUGCCCUUAAACAUCAUGAUGCAGAGCGUUGUGGAGAUGGAGCUGCUUCCUGUAGAGAUGCAGGCCAUCCAGGGACAGAACCAGAGUAACGCCAAUAAGAUCACCAACGUCCUCUUGAGUAAGAUGGACUCUGGCGUGGACGACACAGUCAGGGGCCUGGGCAUCAACAACUUCCCCUCCAACUACACUGCCCGCAUGAACCUCACCCAGAUGCUGGAGACCCAGUCUCAGAGCCAGGCCACCAAUGGGAGCUUCACAACCGGAAGGGGAGGAGGUAACACCCACCAAUCCCACCUUCAGCUGCAGACCGUCAGCUCCAGCCCUGCCUCCUUCGACCUCCAGCAGCAUGGGGGCUACCUCACCAGUGCUGGAGGAGGCGGGGGGGGGGUGAGCUUCUCCUCUGGAGACAACCAAGCACAAUCAGGUCCUGGUGAGAAUGUGGACCUGGAGCUCCAGCAGAUCCAGGGCCUCCAAGAGCUCCAGACCCAGACCCAGCUCCAAUCCCAGGCUAGACUGCUCCAGAGUCCCCAUACCCAGCUCCAGGGUGGGCUCCAGCUUCUCCAGACCCAGACCCAGCUCCAAUCCCAGGCUAGACUGCUCCAGAGUCCCCAGCUCCAGGGUGGGCUCCAGCUUCUCCAGACCCAGACCCAGCUCCAAUCCCAGGCUAGACUGCUCCAGAGUCCCCAUCCCCAGCUCCAGCUUCUCCAGACCCAGUCCCAGGUACUCCUCCAGCCCACCCCCACCCAGCAGCAGCAGGAGGAUGACGCCCAGCAACAGCUAGACUUCAACAACACUGUUAAAGACCUGUUAGGUGAUGACGGCCUCAACGUUGACGCUGAAGGCCUCAACCCCAGCUCUCAACUGGUCGGUCAGGUGGCGUCAGAGCUUAAUGCCGCCGUGGUGUCCGACUUCACCAAUGACAUCAGGUUGACCUCCGACCUUUCCAACAGCAUCACUGACCUGAACACACUGGACGCCAACCUCCUGUUCAAUCCGUCCAAUCAGCAGCAAGAACAGUACGAAGACGCCACACUGGAAGAGCUGAAGAACGAUCCUCUGUUUCAGCAGAUAUGUAGUGAUACUGUGAACUCCUCGUUCGACUGGCUAGAGAGCAAAGACCAGCCUACUACCGUAGAGAUGUUGGGCUAAUGUUGUUAUUGUACGCAUCCCAAAUGGAUGCUCAUUCCCUACAUAGUGCACUACUUUUCAUCAGGGUCCAUAGGGUCGACCCAUAGGGCCUGGUCAAACGAAGUGCACUAAAUAUAGGGAAUAGGAUGCCAUUUCAAAUUCAAACCAGUAUUUUUAAAUAAGUGUUUAUGGUUUUCGUUUAGUUGUCUUUUGUUUUGAACUGUGAGUAAUUUGUAUACAGUGUAUUUGGGAAAAUAUUCAGACCCCUUCACUUUUUACACAGUUUGUUACGUUACAUUCAUUCUUAUUCUAAAAUGGAUUCCAUUGUUUUUUUCCCCCUCCAUCAAUUUACACACAAUACCCCAUAAUGACAUCACAAUAACCCAUAAUGACAAAGAAAAAACUGGUUUUUCGAAAUGUUUGCAAAAAUAUAUAUAUAUAUUUUUUUUAAUACCAAAAUAUUUCAUUUACAUAAGUAUUCAGACCCUUUACUCAGUACUUUGUUGAAGCACCUUUGGCAGCGAUUACAGCCUCGAGUCUUCUUGGUUAUGACACUACAAGUAUGGCACACCUGUAUUUGGGGAGUUUCUCCCAUUCUUCUCAGCAGAUCCUCUCAAGCUAUGUCAGGCUGGAUGGGGAUCGUUGCGGCACAGCUAUUUUCAGGUCUCUCCAGAGGUGUUCUCUCGGGUUUAAGUCCAAGCUCUGGCUGGGCCACUCAAGGACAUUCACAGACUUGUCCCCUAAGCCACUCCUGCGUUGUCUUGGCUGUGUGCUUAGGGUCGUUGUCCCAUUGGAAGGUGAACCUUCGCCCCAGUCUGAGGUCCUGAUCGCUCUGGAGCAGGUUUUCAUCAAGGAUCUCUGUACUUUGCUCUGUUCAUCUUUCCCUCGAUCCUGACUAGUCUCCCAGUCGCUGCCUCUGAAAAACGACCAACAGCAUGAUGCUGCCACCACCAUGCUUCACCGUAGAGAUGGUGCCAGGUUUCCUCCAAACGUGACGCUUGGCAUUCAGGCCAAAGAGUUCAAUCUUGGUUUCAUCAGACCAUAGAAUCUUAUUUUUCAUGGUCUGCAUCCUUUAGGUGGCUUUUGGCAAACCAAGCGGGCUGUUAUGUGCCUUUUACUGAGGAGUGGCUUCCGUCUGGCCACUCUACAGUACCAUAAAGGCCUGAUUGGUGGAGUGCUGCAGAGACUGCAGAGAGAAGUUGUCCUUCUGGAAGGUUCUCCCAUCUCCACAGAGAAACUCUGGAGCUCUGUCGGAGCGACUAUCGGGUUCUUAGUCACCUCCCUGACCAAGGCCCUUCUCCCCUGAUUUCUCAGUUUGGCCGGGUGGCCAGCUCUAGGAAGAGUCUUGGUGGUUCCAAACUUCUUCCAUUUAAGAAUGAUGGGAGGCCACUGUGUUCUUGGGGACCUUGAAUGCGCAGACAUUUUUUGGUAUGCUUCCCCAGAUCCUGUGCCUCGACACAAUCCUGUAUCGGAGCUCUAAGGACAAUUCCUUAUACCUAAUGGCUUGGUUUUUGCUCUGACUCGCACUUUGAACUGUGGGACCUUAUAUAGAGAGGUGUGUGCCUUUCCAAAACAUGUCCAAUCAAUUGAAUUUACCACAGGUGGACUCAAAUCAAGUUGUAGAAACAUCUCAAGGAUGAUCAAUGGAAACAGGAUGCACCUGAGCUCAAUAGCUCAAUAGCAAAGGGUCUUAAUACUUAUGUAAAUAACCUAUUUCUGUUUUUUUUAUUUUAUAAAUUUGCACAAAAAAACAACAACUUGUUUCCGCUUUGUCAUUAUGAGGUAUUGUGUGUAGAUUGAUGAGAACAUUUUUUUAAUUAAUCCAUUUUAGAAUAAGGCUGUAAUGUAAUGUGGAAAAGGUCAAGGGGUCUGAAUACUUUUCGAAUGCACUGUAUAUCUAUUUAUUUAUUACUGUUUGUUGGGGAAAAAAUUUGUCCAGUGAAAAGUGCCAGCCUAACCCUUCCUACUGACACGCUGCUUUAUAGCACUGUUAGCCUAACCCUCUCCUACUGACACGCUGCUUUAUAGCACUGUUAGCCUAACCCUCUCCUACUGACACGCUGCUUUAUAGCACUGUUAGCCUAACCCUCUCCUACUGACACGCUGCUUUAUAGCACUGUUAGCCUAACCUCUCCUACUGACACGCUGCUUUAUAGCACUGUUAGCCUAACCCUCUCCUACUGACACACUGCUUUAUAGCACUGUUAGCCUAACCCUCUCCUACUGACACGCUGCUUUAUAGCACUGUUAGCCUAACCCUCUCCUACUAACACACUGCUUUAUAGCACUGUUAAACUAACCCUCUCCUACUGACACGCUGCUUUAUAGCACUGUUAGCCUAACCCUCUCCUACUGACACACUGCUUUAUAGCACUGUUAGCCUAACCCUCUCCUACUGACACACUGCUUUAUAGCACUGUUAGCCUAACCCUCUCCUACUGACACACUGCUUUAUAGCACUGUUAGCCUAACCCUCUCCUACUGACACGCUGCCUGUUAGCCUAACCCUCUCCUACUGACACGCUGCCUGUUAGCCUAACCCUCUCCUACUGACACGCUGCCUGUUAGCCUAACCUCUCCUACUGACACGCUGCUUUAUAGCACUGUUAGCCUAACCCUCUCCUACUGACACACUGCUUUAUAGCACUGUUAGCCUAACCCUCUCCUACUGACACGCUGCCUGUUAGCCUAACCUCUCCUACUGACACGCUGCUUUAUAGCACUGUUAGCCUAACCCUCUCCUACUAACACACUGCUUUAUAGCACUGUUAGCCUAACCUCUCCUACUGACACGCUGCUUUAUAGCACUGUUAGCCUAACCCUCUCCUACUGACACGCUGCUUUAUAGCACUGUUAGCCUAACCCUCUCCUACUGACACGCUGCUUUAUAGCACUGUUAGCCUAACCCUCUCCUACUGACACACUGCUUUAUAGCACUGUUAGCCUAACCCUCUCCUACUGACAUGCUGCUUUAUAGCACUGUUAGCCUAACCUCUCCUACUGACACACUGCUUUAUAGCACUGUUAGCCUAACCUCUCCUACUGACACACUGCUUUAUAGCACUGUUUUUUGUUGUUAUGGGAUUCACAGUACCACUUAAUUUCACCUUCCAAUGAGAUCAGAAAUGAGUGCAUUUCAAGUAUUAGAUGGUAUUUUAAAGCAUCUGAAAAUGAAUGGAUGCUUAUUUUGCCUACAUAGUACACUGCUUUUGUUCCAGGGCCCGCGCCUUUUGACCAGGGCCCGCCUUUUGGCCAGGGCCCGCGUAGGCAUUUCAGUGGCAGACUUGUUGAAAGGGAUAAGAUUUCUCAAGGUUUGAUGAAUACCACAAAGUUAAACUUUAUCUUACAUUUUAAUUGUCUACUCAUUCAACAAUGCAAUAUGUUCUGAAAUCACCUAAUACAUCACUUAAUACACUCUGACACACACAAUCACACGUAUCACACACUAUCACACACAAUCACACAAUCAAAAAUGAACUUCACCCCAAAAAAAUUCUGUGAGAUGUUGUAUCCUGUUUUAGAAGAGUGUGUUUCAAAAGUGAAUCCAAACCGAAAAAUACAAUAUUGAACAUAUUAGGCAACUUAAUGACAUGCGCAUUACAUUGCCUUGCCAUAUCCAAACACUAAAUGGGUAGCAACCAUCCGGGAGCUACCAGGUGCUGAAUUUAAGACAUUAUCUUCAUUAUACAUUAUCAUUAUACCAAAUCAAUUGUACUGGUUCAUAUCUGAACAGCGUUAUCCCACAGUGACAUCUUAAAUCUCAAAGCCUGUGCUACUUGUACCAUUCCAUAUGUGGAAAUGGGAGGAAGAUUAGAUGAUUUGCUAGUGCUGGUAGUCCAUCUGGGUAAGAAACAAUAUAUCACUCCUAGGAAGGGAAGCAACAACAAACUUGACUGCCUUAUUUCUUAUUGAUAAGUCCAAGGCCUUACACCAUCUUUACAGACAGACUGUAUAUAAUAGUAUAGUAGUACAUAGAAUCUGCACAUUCUAGAAGCGAUUCUAGAACCAAACAGAUUCUGGAUCUAGAACCAGAGCUUCACUGUUCAUAUCAAGGCAGCUGUUUAAACUCUGAUCAUGUUUUCAAUACUAUUUCUUAUGGUUCCUUUGUUUAUUUGCAGGGUCACUUAAUGCAUCCAUACUGUAUAAAACAACCCACACUGAGUGUGCCCUUACUUAGUAUCAGUUGUAGAUGGACAGUAGUGUCGGAACAGGCAGACACACCUUUUAGUGGCCAUGGUGUGUUUCUCACAGGCUUGAAAAAAAUAUUGUCCACGUCCCAAAUAUCACCUUAUUCCCUUUAUAGUGCACUACUUUUGAUCAGGGUCCUGGUCCAAAAGUAGUGCACUACAUAGGGAAUAGGGUGCCAUUUAGCUAUGGGCCAUGGUCUAAAGUAGUGCACUACGUAGGGAAUAGGGUGCCAUUUGGGACGCAUGGUUAUAUAAAUGGUAUGGCGGUGGCUAAAUAUGUCAUUGAAGGCAACAGAGGCUGCGAAGAAGAUAGUUGCAUAGAUUUGGUUUCUGGAGUUUGAUGAUGUCAACUUAAGAUCUAGAUACAAAAUGAAUCGUGAUUGUCUUUCCCGGAGAUCCAGCCUUAUUUCCAUACCAAAGAAAAACAGUUGUUUAAAAAUAACCGAAUUUUACGUUAGAAGUUGUAAUAUCGUAGGAGGUUGUUAUACAUGGGAUUUGUAAUCAUCCAUGCACUCCUAGAGACUUAUGUUAUCAGUGGAAAGAAACAGAUAUAACUUGGUGUACGUCCUUAAUGGCACUCUAUAUAGUGCACUUGAUUUUGACCAGGACACAUAGGACCUUGGUCUAAAGUAGUGCACUAUUUAGAGAAUAGGGUGCCAUUUUAGGGUGCCAUUUGGAACACACUGUAUAAGUUUUGUUUCAUUUUGGGGGGGAGAAAAGAAAAGAGGAGAAGGUUCGAAAAUCCAUGUACAGCAUGUUGCUAAGGAAACACUGGGCCAGACAGCAUGUAAACGUAUAUGAAAUGCCGGAGGUCCUUGUUGUUGCUAAGGAAACACUGGGCCAGACAGCAUGUAAACGUAUAUGAAAUGGCAGAGGUCCUUGUUGUUGCUUAGGCAAAACUGGGCCAGACAGCAUGUUGUUGAAACCAUCACUGCUAGCCAGCCAGCUAUGUGAUUAUAAUAGGAUGAUGUGCUUGAAUUUUGGCUAUUGUUAUUGUGGUAAAAGUCAUAGUCAAAAUUAAAGCUCCAUUAAUUUGUAAAUAGGGUAGAUACAUAGAAAUGUAAGGUAUCAAGAAGAAGAAAAAAGACUACUAUAUUAUGGCCAUCAUUCUAGCUAAGUAAGUCUAUGUGCCAUUUAAAGGAGAAGAAAAAAAGCUAAAUGUAUAUUAGUCAAGAUAAUAGAGACUGUGUGUUGUGUGUUGCAUUUCCGGCUCCUCGAUGUAUUUGUAAAAGUAAUGCUGUCUGUUUGGUCUCUGGUUUGCUGAUGUGUUUUGACUUUCCUUUCAAAGGUAAUUAUUAUAAUAAUAAUGAUAAUAAUAGGUCUCUGAUGUGUGCUCUGAAUGAGAACAAUAGCAUGGUUUAUUGAUAAGAAGAAAAAAAAAAUCAAGAGUUAUAUGAUAUAUAUAUAUAUAUAUAUAUAUUAGCUGGUUGCAUACAUUUCUGCAACAUCAUCGAUUCUAUAGACAUUGUGUUCAUGUUUUCAACAAGCAAAACUUUGUAGGUUCACUUUUUAUUGCACUAAAUUUCUAUGAUAUGAAACAUGGCUUUGUCACAAACCUUAUAACGGACAAAUGUCACGAGGGAAUGACGAAAUGAAGGCCCACAACAACAACAACAACAACAACAACAACAAAAAACAUAUUUUUUAUGAUCUAAGAAAGAAUUGUCAUGUAGAAAAUGACUACUGUAAUUGUCAUGUAGCAAAAAAAAAAAAAGUGCAUUAAUAAUGAUCUCAGUGAGAUUUACUCAUUCUCAUCCACGAGAAUAUAAUCUAAGCGUUAAGGAAAAAUUAAAUGUUUAAAAUGAUUUUUUAAAUUUUUUUUAUGUUUAAAAACCUACAUGUUUCAUUAUGUUAAAAAAAUGACUGUAGUACGUAGGCGUGCAUGUGUUCAUGAUUUCUAUCCUGCUACUUUGAAUUGUUAGGUGCCUCCAAAAUGGCACCCUAUUCCCUAUAUAGUACACUACUUUUUACCUGGUCAGAACUGUAGUAGUGCACUAUAUAGGGAAUAGGGUGCCUUUUCGAACGCACACUUAUUAAGGUAACCACUGUCUGCUGUGGUAAGGGCUGGCUCUGUGUACCUGACUGGUAGUGCUACUGUAAUACCUGACUGGCAGUGUUACUGUAGUACCUGACUGGCAGUGUUACUGUAAUACCUGACUGGCAGUGUUACUGUAGUACCUGACUGACAGUGUUACUGUAAUACCUGACUGACAGUGUUACUGUAAUACCUGACUGGCAGUGUUACUGUAAUACCUGACUGGUAGUGCUACUGUAAUACCUGACUGGCAGUGUUACUGUAGUACCUGACUGGCAGUGUUACUGUAGUACCUGACUGGCAGUGUUACUGUAAUACCUGACUGGCAGUGUUACUGUAGUACCUGACUGGCAGUGUUACUGUAAUACCUGACUGGCAGUGUUACUGUAGUACCUGACUGGCAGUGUUACUGUAGUACCUGACUGGCAGUGUUACUGUAGUACCUGACUGGCAGUGUUACUGUAGUACCUGACUGGCAGUGUUACUGUAGUACCUGACUGGCAGUGUUACUGUAGUACCUGACUGGCAGUGUUACUGUAAUACCUGACUGGCAGUGUUACUGUAGUACCUGACUGGCAGUGUUACUGUAGUGACAGUGUUACUGUAGUUAACUUAAUUACAGUAAGUUACAUUAUUUUACAUUGUGGGCUGUUUACUUAAUAUAAGUUAAUAUUGUUCUGUUUGUAUGGAGCUGUUUCGUUAAUGAUGGAUUUAUGUUUUUAUUUUUACAUACUUUUUUUAAUGUAGCAUUUGUAAAGAAAUAUGUUGUUUAAAAAAAAAAAAUCAAGAUUUUUGGCAUUACUA
This is a messenger RNA of Oncorhynchus kisutch (coho salmon), 12926 nucleotides long. Its product is annotated as DNA-binding protein RFX7. The transcript is spliced from 11 exons. Gene Ontology annotation, molecular function: DNA-binding transcription factor activity, RNA polymerase II-specific; RNA polymerase II cis-regulatory region sequence-specific DNA binding. NCBI's taxonomy places the organism in Eukaryota, Metazoa, Chordata, Actinopteri, Salmoniformes, Salmonidae. The record is from RefSeq and is a predicted model, not a curated record. Gene Ontology annotation, biological process: regulation of transcription by RNA polymerase II. Bases 336 to 5921 code for a protein of 1861 amino acids.